UUAGAUUUGUCUAAAAUAACCUAGUACAUUGGCAUAAUAACAACUUGCAUUCAAAAGCAAUAAUAUAUGUUUCAUAAAAGUCCACAUAUUCAACUUUUGAGAAAAAAAUCAAUUUAUUAUAGUUGAAAGAUAUUUAUUGAAUUUGUGUUCGAAAUCAACAUUCCAUUAUGGUGAAGACAUUUCAAGCGUAUUUGGGGCCAGAAUGCCAACGAACCUACAGUUGUGUGCAUUGCAGAGCUCAUCUAGCUAAGCAUGAUGACCUUAUUUCUAAGUCAUUCCAAGGCAGUCAAGGAAGAGCAUAUUUGUUCAAUUCUGUAGUAAACAUCGGCUGCGGACCAGCUGAGGAAAGGGUGCUAUUGACCGGUUUACAUGCGGUGUCGGAUAUCUUCUGUGAAUGCUGUAAUACAACACUAGGGUGGAAAUAUGAACACGCAUUUGAAACAAGCCAAAAGUACAAGGAAGGGAAGUACAUCAUUGAGUUGAUACAUAUGAUCAAAGAUAAUGGAUGGAGUUAGACUUUGGGAAAGUAAAAGUUUUGCUUCACUUUAAAUUGACAAUGUGUAACAUAAAGUAGGGUAUUUUUGGUAGUUUUCAGUGGAAUUUGUUGAACUCAAGACCUCCAUUUUGAAAACAUUAAUCUAUAACGUCCUAGGAUGCACAUUUCACAUCUGAUUAUCUCCAGUUGUGAUGAACUCCAGUUCAACUUGUCGUAAUCCGGAUUAGCAUGAUUGUAGCCAGAGUUGUCAUGGAUUAUCUUGAGGAUAUUUUGUGCUAUGGAUGGAGUGUCCACAUCUCGCUGCUAUUGAUUAUUUGAUGUCGCAUACUGAAUUGGCCUAAAACUGUUGUUAAUAAAAGCAGUGAAUUCGGUUGAAUAUGUACAUGAAAAAUAGUGUCCGAUCAAAGACGAUAAAUCUGUACAUUGAACAUUUUCGUGCUUGAUCUAUUAAUAGGUGUGGUCGGGUCUGAGGAUAAAGCCUAAAAUAUAGGUCCUGCUUUGUGAUUUUUUUUUCUUAUUCCGAUUUUCUGUGAACUGUUUUUUUUUUUUUUCAUUUUUUAAUUUUCUGUUGUGCAUUUUUCUCUGUUACUGUGAAGAUACCAGCAUUUCUCUGUCCUUUCUAUCUUUCCUUUUUUCGCAACAAUUGUAAAACUGUACUUGGUCCAUAUAUAGUAGCUUCAUUAUAUCUGAGUGGUUUAUGAGACACAUAUUUUCCCCCAGGCAGAUAAUCAAUGAAAUAUAUCAAACUUUGUUUGGUAUAUCAUAUAUAUAUAUAUAUAUUGUCUGUAAUCCAACUUGUCAAGAUUAUAAUUGAGACCACACAUCCAAUUUCAUGCUCAUUUGCCAAUAAAAUUUCAAAAUUACUUGGCAACUCGUAUAUAUACUAAUUUGAACUAAAAAAUGACAUGGGAAAUUAGUUUUCUCGUGUCCAGCAGGAUUUUGCAUUAAUUAGGAGCAAUUAUUUUCGAAUUAUAAAUUUUCUGGAUAAUACAUUGUUAGAUAUAUGGAUCAUCCUCUUUAAUUAACUACCAUGUUCUCAUUAGCACUUUAAUUCACCCCUGCCUAGACAUAUUCCUACCAAUAUUUUGUUGAAAAAUAUUCCAUUUGUUUGGUGAAUUUUUACAGUUCUGUUCAAUUACAGACAUGUAAUUGAAGAUCUGCUCGUGUAAAAACAGGACUAAUUUGACCUAUUUCAUGAUAAUUGAAGAUGCGCUUCUACCUUACCAUAUUUUAAUAAUAAUAACCCUCUUGCUAUUUUUUUUAUUUCAUUUUUUCCAGUAUUCAACCCUUGGGGCAUAUUCAUUGUACUUAUAGUCAGUUCAGCGAAAACACUUUUUUGCUGAAAUAUGUAUUUAUUUCCAAUUUACCUUACCCUGCAUUGUUGAUUGUUUUGUUGUUAUUUUUCUCUCGAUUUCUCUACUUAGUUAUUUUGCACUGUAGCAUUCCCCAAGGCAACCUUGGAGGCCCUUUUCUGUUUUUUCUCUUCUCUUUCUUGCUUGUGGGAAUUUUUUGGUAUUAUUACUAAUAGUAGUAUUUGUCAAUUUAUACACAUUUAAAUAUGAAACAUUAAUGAAAUGUGUUGCAAAGGUGCAGUUUUUAUAUGUCCCAUGCUUCCAAUAAACAACCAAUUGAUUUAGCUUAGUUUCCGGGUCAUAUAUUAAUACCAAACAUAUUUUAAUAAUUUAUGUGGAUAGGAGUACAACACCACAGAGUCGUAAUCAAUCCCAUCAUUAUAUUAUGGAUAUAUGUAUUCACCUUAAUUCAGUUUACAUGGAAAAUUGUUACUGUUAUAUGUAUGCAUGAUUUUGUAUGAGCUAUACGUGGAAAGGGUCGAAUCAAAAUAUUACUCUUUCACAAUUUGUAUAUUGAAUUAUAAAGAAUUUAAUUUAUGAUUCAGGUACAGUCACGCAAAAUCAGCAUAUAUUGAAUUAGGAAACAAUGUUACCUUUUCGAGUGAAUACUGAAGAAACCUUUGCAUUUUAUCCAUACCCACCAGAUAUUUUAUUUAUUGCUUUCAAACAAAGCAAGAAAAUUUUUCCAAAAAUGUAAUUUUUUGAGCUUUUCGCCCAUUCUCUCUUUCACACAAUUUAUUGUCCUUUAUGUGUGGUAUUUCCUUAUUUGUAUGUUCCUUCCAUUUUUCACCAGGGUCGAACUUCUUUGAAUUAUCUAUUAUCAAGCACGAAAAUUUUUCUCAUGGUUGGUCGUAGAUAAAUCGAGUGUAAAGUUUGACAAGGAGCUCUUCUAGCUGGUCUAUUGCUCUUUAUUAUUAUUAUUAUUAUCUGUAGUCAUACAAGCUGUAAUCAUGAAUUUCUGUUUUUUUUUCUUUGUCUAGUAGAAAAGACGUAGCCGAACGGCGGUUCGGGUGACAUAGCAACGCGACGAACGGUUUUUAAAACAAACGGUCUGCUGGCUAGGCCCUUUUCUUAUUCAACUGCGCUGUAACGAUAAAAAUCGAUAUAUACAGAAAUAAAGUACGAUAAGCUAGCGUAAAGGCCAGCUUAUUAUGUGAUAGACUGCGAAUUUCGCUUCUUUCAAUUAUAAUUAACGAUAAAACGGUACGCAUUUUUGUGUGGCGGUUAAAUUAUAUUCAUAUACCUUGAUGAUAUAAUGAACCGAAAUUCUCGUUUAAUUGCAAACACUUUGAGUGUCGAUUGUGACCAGGGAUUUUCUGGUUUACAAAAUUCGGGGUUUUUGAUGGUUUUAUUUUGGUCAAAAUCCCAGACAACACUCUUUGCUUUCUCAUUUUAAAUCACGAACAUUUUUAUAACGUCAUUAUGUGACAAAAAAAAAUCGAAACUGUCCAAGUUUGCGAAUAGCACCCGAUUUAAUUCAUAUUACUGGCGUGGUGGAAAAUUAUCUGCGCUAGCAACUUGAACUUAAUGGCAAAAUGAUGUCUCGCUCGAAGUGUUUUGGCUGUUUGCCAUGAGCUUUCCAAAGUUGAUUUCCUCCACGUUCACGUCAAAAUUCUAUGGUGUGUUGCUAUGUAGAUAAAUUACAUGGCUGGGUAUUCAUGACGUUUGAAGCCUUUAUUAAUGUGUUUUUGGAAAUUUAUCAAAAGAUGACGAGGUCGGGUUUCGCUAUAUAGCUAACCAGUUUAACCAAGCCAAAUAAUAUAUUAAAGCUUUAUAAUAGAACAUUUAAACCCAACAAUUGAAAAAUAUUCGCAAGAUUUCACAAUGGCUCGUUUCUAGUUCUAUGACGAAGACCAGUGAACAGCGAGGGCAACAUAAUACUCUUGUCAACAAACAGCCUUAAACCAAAAUACAGGCUGGAAUUUUCGAUUCUUGUGUUUAGUUUCGAUACUUCGUGUAACUGAUUUACUAGCUUUACCUGCGGCUCGUUGUAAAUUUCGAAAACCAGAACACGUCUGAGCAUGUUUAACUCCGAUGCGCCGUUCACACACCAAAGUCGUCCCUAUACCCUUGGUUAUGUAUGACGAAUCCUUCUUUUCAUAUUUUCUGUGUGCAGCCUAUUUCUGAAUAAAUAAUAUCCACGCA
Styela clava is the source of this 3993-nucleotide messenger RNA. Its product is annotated as protein yippee-like 2. The record is from RefSeq and is a predicted model, not a curated record. Lineage: Eukaryota; Metazoa; Chordata; Ascidiacea; Stolidobranchia; Styelidae.